CCCAGUUGCAAAGUUGAGCAAUAGGUGGCUUCAGGAAAGGCUUCGGAGUUGACUUCUACCAACAUGAGGGCUGCUGGAAUUCUUGUCUUCUGUCUCUUCUCCUCCAUCUUGUCAACAGUGACAUCUCUAAAGUGUCAAAAAUGUUUUGCCUUUGGAACUGUAUGCGAAGGAGGGGCUGUGAAGGUGGCGGAGUGCAAAGAAGAUGAAGAAUUUUGUUCUACUAUAGCUGUCAAUACUACUAUGUCCACAAUUUCAGUGAAUUUUAUUGUCAAGGAAUGUUCAAAACGUGAGGACUGUUUUAUUGGCGUCUACUCCACCACAACAGUAGAUGGUAGAUUUGAAAUAGCUAGAGCUAACUGUUGCCAGACUGAUGUCUGUAAUGCAGAACCAUUUCUGUUGGAAAAUUAUGAUGAACUUCAACCAAAUGGGUUACAUUGCCCAGGCUGUUUUGCAUUAGAUGAGGAUUCUUGUGAAGCCAAUCAAUCUGUAAACUGCGUUGGCGAUGAGGAUCAGUGUCUUACCCUAAGUAAUACCAUAACGGCUUUUGGAAAUUUCACUGAAAAGUCCUCUUACCAGGGAUGUACGACAAAGAAUUCAUGUUCCUUCCCGCUAGGAUUUUCUGAGAUGGCCGACGGGCAGAUCCAGUUCAAUACCACUGUCGUGGAAUGCAGAAAUGCAUCUUCUCCUGAACCUGAUCAUCCGUGAUAGUUCGGAAGAGCCGAACCAUCUUUGCAAUUAUUGGGAAAUUUAUAAAAAAAAUGGGAAAGUUGGAGAUUUAAUAGCGAGAUAAGUAGAGAUUGGAAUUAACAGAUGCUUUUGAUCCUUACCUGAGUCAGUAGGGGAAAGCUGGAAAUUCGGGGCAAAGAUGUUGAACCAUCAUGCUUUGAGACCACAGCUCAAUAAAAUAUGUGUUUUCAAUCUUCAAAGUCCACAGAAUCAUCAUAAAAACGAAUUGAUUUGACAAAGGAAUCUGCA
Ahaetulla prasina is the source of this 975-nucleotide messenger RNA. Its product is annotated as phospholipase A2 inhibitor and Ly6/PLAUR domain-containing protein-like. The transcript has 5 exons. The record is from RefSeq and is a predicted model, not a curated record. Gene Ontology annotation, molecular function: phospholipase inhibitor activity. Gene Ontology annotation, cellular component: extracellular region. Bases 64 to 705 code for a protein of 213 amino acids. Lineage: Eukaryota; Metazoa; Chordata; Lepidosauria; Squamata; Colubridae.